Messenger RNA from Cetraspora pellucida, 312 nucleotides. The record is from the annotation of a GenBank genome assembly. NCBI's taxonomy places the organism in Eukaryota, Fungi, Glomeromycota, Glomeromycetes, Diversisporales, Gigasporaceae.
AUGGACCUUGCUUUGUUUUUUAAAGAUAAUAAGGAAGGGAAUUUUGAUGAUUUGAACAAAUCUGAGAAUUUUGCUAAUUUUGAAAUUGAAGCUCAAGAUCUAGAAAUAGAAAAUUUAAUAAAUUUAAAUAAUAUUGAGCUAAAUAAUAAUGAUAAAAAUAUUAAUGAUAAUAAAAAUAUUAAUGAUAAUAAUAAUUUGGAUAAGAAAUUGAAUAAUGAUAAAAUUGAAGAAUUUGAUAAAGAUAAAUUUGUUACAGAACAAAAUAGCAUAAAAUAUAAUAUAGAGUGUUCUCAACCCUCAAUUCAGAUGUGA